UAUGGGCCGAUACGCGGGGCAAUAAUGACUUUCCAUCUCUUAUUUUGAGUGCUUUAUCAGAAUUAACUGUUGCCAAAACCUUUGGAAACUCACAUCUCUGAGAGAAGCAAUGGAAGAGAACGAGGCGAACGCAACAGUAACAAACCCAAAGACGACGCAAGAGCUAGCAGUGGAAGGCCAGAAGCAUCUAGAAGAGACGAUACAGUCAGCUUUCCAGAUCCUCUCCUCCAUGAACGACGAGCUCUGUAACCCGCUUCUCUGGCCCACCGAUUCCUCCGCCGCCGGGAACGGACAUUCUUCUCUCCCAAACGGCGUCGUCGUUCAUAGCGAUUCGUCAUCUUCUGAGAACACCAACACCCAAAAUCACGGAGACUCUAGCGGAGCUGGCGGAGCCCUUGAGGAGGCUCGGUUUCGGUACAAGAACUCCGUGACGGCUCUCCGGGCUGUUCUGGCUGCCAUUCCUGAUUCUCACAAGGAAAAAUCUGAAACUUGUUCGCCUGCAGACGAAACUGAAGUUGAGAAGUUGGAAGAGCAAGCCUCCAAUUUGAGAAAGGAGCUUGUGAAGAAAAAUGCAUAUAUCAAGGUUCUUAUAGAUCAGCUACGAGAUCUUAUCACCGACAUAUCAACCUGGCAAAGUCCUUGUUCCGUCUGACUUCAAAAGCACGGUGUGUGUCUUAUAAUGGAUGCUAAAAAUUUCUGGAAUGAUUAUGGUGUUUUAGAAUCUGUGAAGCUUCACAUGGGGGAAAAAUUUCAUAUAAUAUGAGAGAUACAGUACUUUGUUAGUCCUGAUAACUUUGAUAUUAAGAUUUCAGAUUAGCUUGGUUCUUCUUCUAUUGUUAUGUAUUAGAUGUAUCAUGUAUGAAAUCAGCCAUGCUGUUUAACCAUUUAUGGAAAUUGGGCUAGUUUUGCAUCAAGGCUAAUCUACUUACGAGUUAAGAGGCUUAGACAACAAAAAAGUAAGAGAAUGAGAAGAACCACUGUAAAUAAUAGCCGUCCUUUACAAACACUAAACCACAAUAUAUUGCAACUAUGAAGGAGUACAU
Messenger RNA from Fragaria vesca subsp. vesca, 1043 nucleotides. Its product is annotated as mediator of RNA polymerase II transcription subunit 30-like. Bases 110 to 652 code for a protein of 180 amino acids. The transcript has 3 exons. The record is from RefSeq and is a predicted model, not a curated record. NCBI's taxonomy places the organism in Eukaryota, Viridiplantae, Streptophyta, Magnoliopsida, Rosales, Rosaceae. Gene Ontology annotation, cellular component: mediator complex.